UAGGAUAGGUGUGUAACCGAGGGGUUACACUUGCGAAUCUUCAAAGUUCUCACAUAAAAUAGUACGUUUUUUAAAUAAUUAUGGAGCCGUAUGAUGUGAUAAUUAAUCAGCCUGUGGUUAUCGAUAACGGUUCCGGUGUAAUCAAAGCAGGAUUCGCGGGUGAUCAAAUACCAAAAUGCAGAUUUCCAAACUAUAUUGGCAGACCCAAGCAUGUGCGUGUUAUGGCUGGUGCUUUGGAAGGCGAUCUGUUUGUGGGUCCAGUAGCAGAAGAGCACCGUGGCCUUUUAUCUCUCCAUUAUCCAAUGGAACAUGGAGUUGUUACAGAUUGGAAUGACAUGGAGAGAAUCUGGUCUUAUGUGUAUGGUAAAGACCAGUUGGCUACAUUUUGUGAAGAACAUCCAGUUCUAUUAACAGAAGCACCUCUUAAUCCAAGAAAAAAUCGUGAAAAGGCAGCAGAAAUAUUUUUUGACACAUUCAAUGUUCCAGCUUUAUUUAUUUCGAUGCAAGCAGUACUUAGUCUAUAUGCCACAGGGCGAACAACAGGUGUUGUUUUAGAUUCUGGUGAUGGUGUUACACACGCAGUACCUAUCUAUGAAGGUUUUGCCAUACCUCAUAGUAUUAUGAGGGUAGAUAUAGCAGGACGUGAUGUUACAAGACAUCUUCGACUUCUUCUACGUAAAGAGGGUACUAAUUUCAAAACAACAGCCGAAUUUGAAAUUGUUAGGACAAUUAAAGAACGAGCAUGCUACCUUGCCAGUAAUCCUCAAAAAGAAGAAACAAUUGAAACAGAGAAAUUUCAAUAUGUGCUGCCUGAUGGAAGUUACUUGAAGAUUGGUCGAGCUCAGUUUAGAGCACCUGAAGUACUGUUCAGACCAGAUCUGAUUGGUGAGGAAUGUGAGGGACUUCAUGAAGUAUUAACAUACUCCAUACAAAAAUCUGAUUUAGAUUUGAGGAAGGUCUUGUUCCAGAAUAUUGUCUUAUCAGGAGGAUCAACAUUAUUCCGCGGGUUCGGUGAUAGAUUGUUGUCUGAAAUCCGUAAGACGGCACCAAAGGAUGUAAAAAUUAGGAUAUCAGCGCCUCAAGAACGAUUGUACAGCACUUGGAUCGGUGGAUCCAUUCUAGCUUCCUUAGAUACAUUUAAAAAGAUGUGGGUUAGUAAAAGAGAAUACGAAGAAUGUGGUACAAGAGCAAUUCAUCGUAAAACAUUCUGAAUUUAAUUUAGAAAGAUUCAAGAUUUCAAUGACAAAUAAAUUAAGUACAACACAUAAGUAAUGGCACACUCGGCACAACGAUUGACAUGUACCGUGUUAACAGUGCUCUUUGAAUGCUUUCAAUAUCGCAAUGUUUCUAAAAGUUUAUUUCAAACUUUUUUUUCUUUUGAAUGAAACUAUACUCCAAGGGAUCACAAAAUACGCAUACAGAUACUCUUGUAUUAAAGAAUACGAUACUGAAAAACCGUAAUAUGAUUUCUUGUAUAUCAUAGUGGUUUGAAAAAUUUCAAUAUCCGAACAUCUCUUCAAUCACAAUUAUAUAUAGAAUAAAAUUUUUAUUUCGUUUUCACCAAAUAUCUAUUUCUUAUGGUUACUUGGGAAUGUACAUAGAAAAAGAUAUCCAAAGUUGAAUGCACUUAACUAAGCGAAACUAAAUACUAAAUCAGAGCUAGGCAACUGCUGUUCCAAGAACAGAAUUCCCCCUUCCCGGUUAUCUCCACUAUGUUUCUCCGGUGACUCGCUCGUUUUGUGGCAGGAAAACUAUUGGUGGGGGUGGGAACACUUGAGCGAACCACCGGAGGACCAUUGUAGGGAUAAACCGGGACGGGGAAUUCUGCUCUCAGAGUUCAGUUGCAGUCAGUUACAGUUGCCCAGCUCAGUACUAAAAUCCAUAAAUGUCAAAUUCUUUAUUUUUAAAAUACCUACCAACUCCACAAGUUAUAUAUGUAUUUAUGUUUUUUUAUACUAUUUAUAGUUUUAUUGUAUUGAAUAUAAUAGAGCAAACAGCUUUUA
Messenger RNA from Dufourea novaeangliae, 2003 nucleotides. RefSeq names its product actin-related protein 1 (gene Arp1). The transcript is spliced from 7 exons. Bases 81 to 1211 code for a protein of 376 amino acids. The record is from RefSeq and is a predicted model, not a curated record. NCBI's taxonomy places the organism in Eukaryota, Metazoa, Arthropoda, Insecta, Hymenoptera, Halictidae.